Electrophorus electricus (electric eel) is the source of this 5737-nucleotide messenger RNA. RefSeq names its product axin-2. Gene Ontology annotation, molecular function: protein kinase binding; I-SMAD binding; molecular adaptor activity. The record is from RefSeq and is a predicted model, not a curated record. Gene Ontology annotation, cellular component: plasma membrane; nucleus; beta-catenin destruction complex. NCBI's taxonomy places the organism in Eukaryota, Metazoa, Chordata, Actinopteri, Gymnotiformes, Gymnotidae. Gene Ontology annotation, biological process: positive regulation of protein kinase activity; positive regulation of proteasomal ubiquitin-dependent protein catabolic process; negative regulation of canonical Wnt signaling pathway.
ACACACACACACACACACACACACACACACACACACACACACUGCACCCCUUCCUGCUCCUUUUAAGAGAUGAAUCACUGGCUUGCGAUCAAAGCUGGAGUCCUGUAUGGUUACAGCCGGCACAAAGGGGCGUUAAGGCUGGAAUCUCGCCCAAGUCACCCACUACUGCCACGCAGAUGGGCAACAAGGCACCAGGGGUCAGCAGCACAGUGGCAGAACUCUCACUUCCUGCACGGAGCGCUUUCCACCCCGUCUUUCUCUGUCUCGGGUCAUAGUUGUGGAGGAAGCCCUCGCAGACCGACUGCGUUCUGCGGCUCACCAAACUUCCUCGGAGAAACAUUUGCAUUUCUCUUCAAAGCGACAAUGUUUAAGAGCUCAGAAGAGCAGGCCAAAUGGACCCCCCUCUUCACACACACACACACACACCUGCCCCACCCUUAAUCUCACUCACACACACACACACACACACACACACACACACACACCCCUUUGCUCUUAUCCCACACUUUGUGGAUGGAAGUUUUGGAAGGAAUAAACAGCCAAUAUGUGCAAAUAAAGUUAUAAAGAGCGAGCGAUCUAGCGGUAUGUGAUGUCCUGGUGUCAGCCAGAGGGACUUUCCCUGCGCCCGGGCGCCCAGGUGGCGACUGUUUACAUUAGCAUAGCUGGGCACAGUUUCGGAAAAAAACAUUGAUAAGAUCGCUAGGACGAGAGAGAGAGAGAGAGAGAGAGAGAGAGAGAGAGAGAGAGAGAGAGAGAGAGAGAGAGAGAGAGAGAGAGAAUUCAGAGUGAUCUUGGCUCUUCCAUAUUAUGCUGAUCUUUUGGGAAAAAUACCCCAAAUUCUGCCAAAUCACCCGAGAUUCAGUGAAAAGAGCGAGGAAGUUGGACACACGGGGUAACUGCACGUGCGACAUUUAUAUAGGACCCUGCGCUAACACGUGCAGUCACGAUCAGCAUUUACAUGAAACAUAUGGAGAUAAAGGUGUACUUCGGGUAAUUGCACUUAGAAAGAUUUCAUAAGUCAAAAGGGCUGUAAGGCCAUAAGACAUGCACUGACAUACAUCUCCAGCAAUGACAGCUGUUAUUGUAGAAGUCAAGUACUUUAAUAAAAAUAAAACUACACAGGCUGCUUCCUCGAAGCUUACCAACGCUGAGGUAAUAAUUAAUAUUGCGAAGUAGAACGGCAAAAUAAAACCCCAAACAGCGCUGAAAUCAGAAGAAAAGCGCAAAGAGUAUCAGAAAGAACCAUAUGUCCCAAAACUCCCUACACCCUCCCUCACCCCAAACUCCCUACACCCCACCCCCCACCACGGAGCGCAUGAUGCCGAGGGUUUAUAGUGCGCGAUAAUUAUUCAAACGCGCGCAUUACGGAGCCAGAGGAACGUGCUCGUGGCGUGCGCCUUUUAUGUGGCCAUCCUGCGGGGAGAGCGCGGCCCUUCGUUCGCCCACCAUGCCGCGCUCGUUCCCAAACCGUCGUUUCCCCCAAAGUUUGCACACAAUAAACCAUUUCGCGCCUUGCCCAGAGCGCGCCGUCCGGCCCCCGCGCUCCUCUCUCUCUCUCUUGGCUGCGGUUGAAACGAAAAUGUUCAUUUUGACUCGGAGGAGCAUUUCAAAGGCGCGCUCCGUUUCAUCUCGGAGCGCGCGCGGUCACUUUGGCUAAGGCGGAAUCGUGCGGAGGAUCGAAACAAAAAAAAACGGUUUCAUUUCUCUCCUCCCUCGCCCCGUGCCUUUAGUCUUGAGAAGGACAGAGGAGAAAGUGAGGCAUUACUCAUCCCGCGUGUGUGUAAACGCUCCGUGGGAGCCCAUUACUUUACACAAAUGUUCUCUAUUAAGCAAUAGUUCUGACUCAUUCCAGUCGCCGGCACACAUUUUUGAUGAAGAACUUGUAACAAUUAGUGCAGAAUUCACAAAUAAACUAAAUGAAGGCAACUGGGGAAAGCUAACAUAAUCGCUUCCCAUACACCAAUUCAGUAAAGUCAAUACAUGAGGUUUUCCAGCUAAUAUCCUAAUAGCACCUUUGAACCCUUGAACCCUUUAGUUACAAACCAGCCUCUUUUCUAAGGCUUAUGGAACUCGCACAUCAAUGUUCCAACAUUAUUUAUUAAAUAGGUGCAUGUGACUCAAACUGUUUGUAGAGUGACCAAUGGCAGAAGGCCACAUAUAAGGCUCACUGAUAUUACCUCACCCAUUAAAGUGUUGAUCUGUAAGGACGCCUUAGGCGUAUGGGGCUGGGAUGACCCCUCAGGCUGGUGUCCACUGACAGAGUUGUCCGUGACAUCUGGGAACGGGUUUCAGAAGUCAACGCAGCAAGGCAGAUUGGUUGUGUUCACGGAAGAGUGCGUUGCGUUUCUGAUUGGUUGCGCUUACCACAUGUUGAAAGAAACAUGCUCUGCAUUCUCCAAACUUUGCGGAGUCACCACACAGAUAUGGUCAUUCUAAACCUGACCCUGGAAAUUAAGACUAGCCCAAAGGCUGAUCUGAUUUACUGCUGACGUGACAUUUCUCAGACUUCUCUUUCUCCAGGCCAAAUGUGUGGAACCUGCAGUGCACUCUCGCCGGAAGAAACUCUCAGCGUCGAUAGUCAGGGUCACCUGGCACUAGCGGCCUUCAUCCGUCCUUGAUACGGGAGAGCGGACGAGGACGACGGGACGAUGAGGAUGGUUAAAGAAGAGGGACGUUCACAUGCCAGGCUGAGGGCUGCCCUGAAAGUGAGCAGAAUAAACCUUGUCUCUGGAAUGUCUUUGAGAGACUGUAUCCUAGUUCUUUUUUCAAGCGGCUAUGCCGAAGUGUCUCCGCUCCGGAGGUGGAGCAUUUUAAGAAGAGCGCUGACCAGACACCGGACAGCCGGGAGAUGACUAGCAUUUGGCAACGUCCGGUUUCGCCUUGCCGUGGUAACCAAACCACUUCAAAGGGGUGGCUUCACUUAUUAUGAGAGGCGAGCGGCUCCGCGGCACCCCCGCUGCUUCUAGCGCGUGAGGAGGGAUCGGAGGCGCAGCGUCGGGCGAGCUAAAGCUGCACGCACGCGAACGGCAGCGCCGGAGUCAUGAGCCGCGUGCUCACCGAGACCGUCGGCGCCAGCUUCCGAGAAGACGCACCUCGUCCUCCGGUCCCGGGGGAAGAGGGCGAAGGAUCAUGCCGCAGUUCGUCCAAGUCCGUGAGGAUCAGGCCUUUGCACGGGGCUAAGGCGGUCGCCGUUGCCCCUCCCGGCUGCACUCCGCGACGAAACGAGGAUGGACUCGGGGAACCGGAGGGCAGCGCCUCGCCGGAUUCCCCGCUCGCGCGGUGGACUAAAUCACUGCAUUUUCUCCUCGGCGACCAGGACGGCGCCCACCUGUUCAGGACCUUCUUGGAGCGCGAGAAAUGCGAGGACACUCUGGACUUCUGGUUCGCGUGCAACGGGUUUCGGCAGAUGGACCUGAAGGACCCGAAAACGCAAAGAGUUGCCAGAGCAAUUUACAAGCGGUACAUCGAGAACGACAGCGUCGUCGCGCAGCAGAUGAAACCGGCCACUAAAUCCUACAUACGGGACAGUGUGAAGAAGCAGCAGAUCGACUCGUCCAUGUUCGACCAGGCCCAAACGGAGAUCCAGACCAGCAUGGAGGAGAACGCCUACCAGCUGUUCCUGGCGUCGGACAUUUACCUCGACUACGUGCGCUCGGGCUGCGAGAGCUCCGCGUACGAGCAGCACGGCGGUCUGGGGAAUCUCAGGUUGAUGUGCGGCUACCUGCCCCCGCUAAUAGAGGACAAAGAAUGGACUUGCAGCGACUUCAAAACGAAAGCACUGGCAACCGUGGUCGGAUUAUCCGCCAGUACCCUGCGGGCUACGAUGUCUCUGCGGACCACGGAUAUCCUGGAGCAAGGAUGCAGGGCACGGAGGCGCGGCGGACCCGCCAGCCCCUACUUCGUGAACUCGGGCCACGUCUUUGCGCCGGCCAGCAGCGCCAACGACAGCGAGGUGUCCAGCGACGCCACCACGGAUGACUCCAUGUCCAUGACCGACAGCAGCAGCGUAGACGGGAUUCCUCCAUACAAGCUGGUCACCAGGAAGCAGCUCCAGCGGGAGAUGCACCGGAGCGUGAAGAUCAACGGACAAGUUGCGCUCCCUCAUUUCCCCAGGACGCAGCGGUUGCCGCGGGAGAUGGCGCCGGUGGAGCCGUCGGCGUUUGCGGCGGAGCUGAUAUCCCGGCUGGAGAAACUGAAGCGGGAGCGAGACACGCUGAGCUCUCUCGAGGAGAGACUGCAGCAGAUACAGGAGGAAGAGGAGCGAGAUGAGAGUGAGUUAUCAGGUGGAGGCUCCCACCUACCCCCUCCCUCCCUCAGCCUCCUCCCAUCCGGAUACUGUGAAGAAGACCCUCAGGCUAUCCUGGAUGAGCACCUUUCCAGGGUCCUAAAGACCCCCGGAUGCCAGUCCCCCGACAUGCCCGGCUACUCCCCUCGCGCCCGCUCGCCGGACCGCCACCACCAUCACCUCCACCAUCGCCAGGGCUUGGUCUCCAGCCUCGUACCCGGAUUGGCCUGCUCCGUCCCAAGCAAGACGCUGGCGGCAAGCCCCCGGCCCUGUACCAAGCACGUCCACCACCACUACGUCCACCACCAUGGGGCUUCGGCCAAAAGCAAGGAGGAGAUCGAGGCGGAGGCAGCCCACCGAGUGGCACAGUGUCUGGGCUCGGCGGGGUCAGAUUACUCCUUCCAGCGGUGCCAUAUCCCAGCUGAGCUCGUGCCAGGGCGUACCAGCACGUUGUCCAGGCGCCCCUGUAAAGCCAGCGAUGGAACAAGCGUUUGCCAGUCUAGCAGCGAGUCCUGCGGCUCCCCCGUGCUGCCCUUGGAUGGUACGGACCGCUCCCAGAACGUGUGGCAGUGGAUCCUGGAGAGCGAGAGGCAGAGCAGGCCCAAGCCUCACGGUUCCCAAGGCCUGAAGAAGCUCUACCCCACCGACGUGUCCUCCAAGACAGCCCUGUGGGGGAGCGGAGGAAUGGGCACCACCGUGCGCGGCCACCACCCGGGUCACCCCUUCGUGCAGGACCCUACCAUGCCCCCGUUGCCUCCGCCCAACACCCUGACCCAGCUCGAAGAAGCCUGCCGCCGGCUGGAAGAAGCAUCCAGGCCUGUUAAGCAAAGACACUCCACCUCCUCCGGACUGCAGAGAGAGAGAGGACAUCCACCUCUGUUCCCCAACACAAGCUCCACCCUCAACAGCCUCGCCCCACAGACAGACGAGUGGAAAGAGCAGCGGAGGCCGAGCGGCGGGAACGCCGGCGCCCCUUCUGGCUCGGAGCUGGUGGUCACCUAUUUUUUCUGCGGCGAGGAGAUCCCCUACCGCAGGCUUAUGAAAACCCACAGCCUCACGCUCGGCCAUUUCAAAGAGCAGCUCCGCAAGAAGGGGAACUACAGGUACUACUUUAAGAAGGCCAGCGACGAGUUCGAGUGCGGUGCCGUGUUCGAGGAGAUCUGGGAUGACGGCUCUGUGUUGCCUAUGUAUGAGGGCAAGAUCCUGGGUAAGGUGGAGCGCAUGGACUGAUGACACGAUCCAACCGGCCAAUCAAGCGCGGAGGGAGUACAAACAAACCACAGACGUCCGUUUAUCCGACGCUCUGCUCCCAUGAAAGACUGAGACCCUCUAAUAUGAGUCUGACUGUCCGUCAGAGACCUGGCAGAUACACUCCUGUUUUUUUUAAGCUACCUAGAGUUAAUAUAUUUUAAAAAGACUGCCCAGGUUGUGUUGAAGCUAUUGAAGGAACAC